Molecule: messenger RNA, 1974 nt
Organism: Macrosteles quadrilineatus (aster leafhopper)
Lineage: Eukaryota; Metazoa; Arthropoda; Insecta; Hemiptera; Cicadellidae
Exons: 3
Coding region: 25-1887 (620 amino acids)
Cellular component (GO): chitin-based extracellular matrix
Molecular function (GO): structural constituent of chitin-based larval cuticle
Source: RefSeq, a predicted model, not a curated record
CCUUCCUACCUCCACACUAACAGCAUGGGUAGGCAUACUACAGCCCUCUCAUUGGGCCUAACCGUCUGUCUUGUAAUAUUCGCCAGUGUGUGUUAUGCAGCUCCUCCCAUAAGUCAAUCAGUUUCACGAGAUGGAAAAUCAUUGAGUCCACCAAUAGGCACAGAAAAGGACGAUAUACUACACAAAGAGGCUGAGAGCCCUAAAACAUCAGCACAUUCAGUUGACAUAUCAAAGGAACAUUCAGCAAUCAUUGCAAAAACUGAUUCCAUCCCUAACAUCUCAUCAACUUCUAGCUUAAAUGAGGACAAAACUGAAGAAAAAGAAGAAAAUGGAAUCAUCCGAGGCAAGUACUCAUAUGUGGAAGAUGGAAUCCCUGCCCAACUAGAAUAUGAGGCAAUUCCACAAGUUAAAUUUGAAGUAACUAAAUAUACAAAAGGUUCAAAAAUUCUUACAUCUCCGGACAUUAUUGCAAAAAGUAGUCCAGUGAAUGAAAAGGAGCCUGAAUAUGAACAUGCUUCAGUAAUAAGCAAACCUUCAAGUAUCACACGGAAAACACGAUCUUUAACUGAACAAAACCGGCAAUCAGAGCCUACAGAAUAUGAACUUGCAAGAGAUCAAGAAAACAAUGAAACUGAUGUACUUCCUGCAGAUGCUUCAUAUAAAUUUGGAUUCUCUGCUGAUGGUCAGACCAGGAAUGAAGAGUCAGAUGCUGAGGGCAAUGUUGAAGGGAGCUACUCGUACAUUGGAGAAGAUGGGAUGAUAACAAAAGUAGAAUAUGAAGCUGGUGCGGGAAGGGGAUUCAGUGUCAAAAGGAUAAUACAACUACCAGGUCCAGUGAAGGUGGAUCAGUCUUUUAGUAAACUAAAUACAGAAGAAGGUGUAGGGCCGUCCAGUCAUGGUGUAAUAUCUGAAGAUCACAUAGUUCAAUCCCCUCAACGGACGUCCCUUGAACAACAAGAUGAUCCUGUUAUUGAGAACGAUGGAUCAUAUUCGUUUUCUUACGCAACACCAGAUCAAUGGAGAGAGGAGUCAAAGGAUACUAAUGGUAAAGUAAACAGUCACUUUUAUUCUAUUAUAAGAGAAAAUAAAUUCACACAAGCGCAGGCAGAUGACUUGACUAAAGAGUUCAUUGAAAAAGAGUUUAAACCUCGUAUGACUCAUUUUCUUGAAAAUAUUUUUACAACAGCCCUAAAAGAGAACACUAAAACUAGUAUUGAAGGCUUACGUUUAGUACCAUAUGAGUCAAGUGAGAAGUCUGAUGUGGCGAACAACGAAGGAACUGUUAAGACUGGAGUUUCAUCUGAUGGUCAAAUGGAAUUGAACCGUCCAACACAAAAUGAAGAAAUUGUUGAGCCAAUGAGGGAUGAAAAUUUACCUCAAAGCGAAAGUGAAAAUAAUCCGCAAGAUGUAAAUGAGGGUAUUGCAACAACGUUGAAUGAAGAUACAUAUUCCAAUUUAAAUCAAGAAGCGGAUCCUAGCCUAAAGGCUAGUCAAAAUGUAUCCCCUACAAUUCCUGCAUUACUACAAGAAGAUAAAUCUGCAGUUGGGGAAACAACUAAGACAAAUAAUCCUGAUGAACUGAUAACUAUAUCGGCUAGUAACUCAAUGGCUGAUGGUUCAUACAACUUUGCUUAUGGAAACAAUGAACAACUGAGGAGGGAAUCUGUAGAUACUAAAGGCAAUGUUUAUUCCAAGUAUCAGUAUAAAACCAAAGACGGAGGAAGAACAGCCGUGGUGUUUAAGAGAAGAGUAGUAAAAGAUUCUACGGCCAAGGACGGUGGGGAGAGACAGUUUAAGAGAGAUAUACCUGUGGAGCAUGUGAACACAGCACAAGUUCAGUCUUUCAGAGGUAGUGUAAAACAUCAAAGACAAAGACAGCUUCACUGAUUGAGGCAUACAGUAGAACGAAUGUUAAAAUCAAAAGCUUAAAAUAACUGAUUUUGUACAUUUUUCAAUAAAUUUAAUACUUUCAUA